GGGUCUCAUUCCACUCCCCAGUGCCCAGUUCCAGCACACACUCAUCCUGGACACGCUCACACACUCACACGGGCCUGCGGACGAGAGCAGUGAUUGUCGAUUGGAGAAAGUGUGUGUUGUGUGGGUGAGUGUGACUGAACUGUGAGUGAUGGAUCUCUCGCAGUAGAAGGUAGAACUUGUACAGACAGGAGCUGCUGGAAUGGCAAACUGCUCAGAAACACUGGAAACUUCAGUCUGAUCAAAAUGUCUGAGGCUAUUUGCUGCACGGUGGUGAACUGCAGCUGUGACAGUUUCAAACCUGGUAAACUGAGGCGGCGUCUCUGUGAGCACUGCAGGCACGGCUGGGUCGCCCAUGCUCUGAGUAAGCUGAAGGUUCAUCACAUGUACCAAGGAAGCCAGGUGGAGAUUGUUCACUCCAAUGUGGUAUUUGAUAUCUGUAGUCUGAUGCUUUAUGGGACUCAGGCAAUUCCAGUGCGUCUCAAGAUCCUUUUGGACCGCCUCUUCAGCGUUCUUAAGCAGGAGGAGGUUAUUCGGAUCCUAACUGCACUGGACUGGACUCUCCAGGACUACAUCCGUGGUUACGUCCUGCAGGAUGUGGCCGGUAAGGUAUUGGACCGCUGGGCCAUAAUGACCUUUGAAGAGGAGAUUGUUACGCUGCAACAGUUUCUGCGCUUCGGAGAGACCAAGUCCAUCGUGGAGCUCAUGGCGCUGCAGGAUAAGGAGGGACAGGCAGUAGUAGUCCCAACCACAAGAACCAAUUCUGACAUCCGCAGCUUCAUUGAAAGCAGUACGCAGCGGCCUGUGCAUCUGCCGGCUAAAGCCGAAGAAGCCGGUUGCAGUAAUGGACACCAUUUUGAAACGCUGGUCAACAAUAUGACCCUCAUGCUGCCACUGCGACUGCUGAAUUCUGUUCCGGUACCGUUGCUGAGCUCCAAUAGCGAUUCCAGCCACCAGGAGGCACCGAUGAGACACGAGACGUCAGACGUGAGCCUUGACGCCGCUCCGUUCGACGAAGAGAUGCUGCUGGAUGCCGAGUCUCCAAAGAUGGAGUCGGAAGAGUUUAACGUGAGUGGAAACUCCUCUCCCUCCACACCUUGCACGCCCUCCAUCGCUUCUGAAGUCACACACAUGUCUCCUGAGAACAAGGUGCGGUGUGCAGAGAAGAACGGAUCCUUAAAGAAGGGUCGCGUGUUCUGCAGCGCCUGCGAGAAGACCUUCUAUGACAAAGGCACUCUAAAGAUACACUACAAUGCCGUUCAUCUGAAGAUCAAACACAAGUGCACCAUCGAGGGCUGCAACAUGGUCUUCAGCUCCUUACGCAGUCGGAACAGGCACAGUGCGAACCCGAACCCGCGGCUGCACAUGCCCAUGAACCGCAAUAAUCGUGACAAGGACCUGCGGGGCAGUCUGAGCCCGAGGCAGGAGGACGGAGCCGAGGGCGAGAAGCGAGACUUCGCUGCUAUCUCAGAAAGCAGGACCAUCUCAAGUUUUAUCAUCCGCAACUCAGAGCCCAAACUCCAUGGAUCUUUGUCUAGCAUGAGCCAGAGCGGCAUCCUCUUUCCCAAUCUAAAGACUGUGCAGCCCGUGCUUCCAUUUUACCGGAGCCUGGUGACCCCGGCUGAGCUGGCUCAUACGCCGGGCAGCCUGCCCUCUCUCCCACUUCUGUCUUCCUCGGUGCCCGUCAACACCAGUCUCAUGCAGAGCGGCUCAGAGCCGGUGCCCAAGAAGAAGUCCAGAAAGUCCAGCAUGCCCAUUAAAAUUGAGAAGGAUGAGCUGGUGGAGGAGGGUGUGUCCGAGGAGGAGACUCCGCCCCUCAGCCCCUGCACAGACACAGAAAAGUGUGACGUUAGCAGCAUGGGGUGCAAACCUGUGGACUGUGACGUCCGAUCCGUCCUCAACUCACAGGACACACAAUGGGACAAACUAACUCAGGAGGACAGUCGCAUCAUCUCGCCAUCGUCUCCUUCUCUCUUUCACAAUAAACAGAACGAUGAGAAAGAAAGGGAGUUCUCAAAAUGCGAAGAACCAGCAUGCAGUUCGCGGCCAGAGCAGCCCUGCGGCCCCCGACUGGUCCAUUUCACACACAGCAGUGAAAACUGUGCAGACGGCUGCAGCGACCCAGAGACCAUAUGUGCAGAUGAUAAAGACGAGCAGGCGCAUCCAUGCGAGAUCUGCAGUAAAAUGUUUAAAAACCCUUACAGUGUCAAAAUGCAUUAUCGAAACGUGCACGUAAAGGAGAUGCACAUGUGCACUGUGGAUGGCUGCAAUGCUGCUUUUCCGUGA
Molecule: messenger RNA, 2283 nt
Organism: Sinocyclocheilus grahami
Lineage: Eukaryota; Metazoa; Chordata; Actinopteri; Cypriniformes; Cyprinidae
Product: zinc finger protein basonuclin-1-like
Exons: 4
Coding region: 244-2283 (679 amino acids)
Biological process (GO): regulation of transcription by RNA polymerase I
Cellular component (GO): nucleus
Source: RefSeq, a predicted model, not a curated record